This is a messenger RNA of Micropterus salmoides (largemouth bass), 1525 nucleotides long. RefSeq lists its product as uncharacterized. The record is from RefSeq and is a predicted model, not a curated record. NCBI's taxonomy places the organism in Eukaryota, Metazoa, Chordata, Actinopteri, Centrarchiformes, Centrarchidae. The transcript has 3 exons. The coding region runs from base 107 to 1525 and encodes 472 amino acids.
CAGAAGUAUGAGAUUAAAGUCAGAAGUAUGGGUACCUGUAAAGGUCCCAUGUGAGAGAAUCACUUGCAUGAUGUAAAUUAGCCCGGGAACCACACACUGACCGAAGAUGUCGGAUUUAAGUGAGUUUUUGCGUGUUGGAGGGGUCCCAGAUGAAGCCAUUUCAUUACUGGAAGAACAAAAGAUUGACAGCAACGUUGUCGCGCUGAUGGAUGAUGCAGCGCUGGCAAAUUACAUCCCCUCCUAUGGAGACCGAAUUGCCCUCUUCAAUUUCUGCAAAAGUAAAAAGCCCAUCUCAAAGCGAAAACAAGGACUUUUGGAAAAACUUUGUGAGAAAAUGAAAGUCAGAAAGGAAGGCACCAAGGAAAACGUAUCAGAUGCAGACACAAGAUCAACACAGACAAAGAAGCUUAAAACAACCCGAAAUGUAGAGAUAGGAUGGAUUCACAGUGAUGGUAAUGUAGCCAGACAGGUGAGGGCAAAGCAGGGAGGUGGCACCAGAAAAGUUAAAUUGGCAAUUAAUGCUGGAUUAAAAGACAUCCUUCAAGAAGGAAAGAAACUUUUCUUUCCUGAUGGAAUAUCUCCUAAAGGAUCAGAAUCAGAUUUCGAGUUUGAGGUGUGGGACUUCAAACAGAACCGCCUCACUGAUGACACCUGCCUGUCCAUUGGCACUAUGUAUGAGACGUCAAGGCUGACAAUGUUACGCUUUUACAUUGCAACAAAGCAAAAAGAACUUGAUGAUACCAGCGAGACAUCUGAAGUGAUUCUUGUCUCAGCACACAGUGGAAAUGAAAUCAAUACAGCAGAUCUACAAGUAGAAUAUGUCAUGGGCGAUUUUGAUGGAGUCCAGCGUUCUCUAGAUAUGUCUGUUGACUCAAUUACCUUUGGUCCCCUCUACAGUGUUGAAGAAGACACAGAUGACACUUUGAUCUAUGAGGGUUUUUUUACACCCCCCAGUCCAGCUCAUCCAGAAGAAGUGAUAACAAUCACCAUACAUCAUGCUAACACUUUACAUGACGUGAUUACAGCUUUCUCUGAUGCAGAGAUUUUGAACAAAGCACUGAAUGUGAGACGCAUACUUCCAGACAACAAAGAAGAAGCAGGAAGUGGAUCUGGGGUCCUGAGAGAUGUUCUCAGCUGUUUCUGGCAUGAAUUCUACGAUCGAUGCACACUUGGUACAACAGUUAAAGUGCCCUUCAUUUGCCAUGAUUUCCCUGCUGAAACAUGGAAGGCAAUUGGCAGAAUCCUUUUGAAAGGUUGCCAAGAUUGUCAGUAUUUGCCAAACAAACUGGCACUCCCCUUCCUUGAACAGGUGCUUUUCAACAGUGUGUACAGUGAUCUUAAAGCACAUUUUCUGCAGUUUGUGAGCAGCCAAGAACGUGAGGUUCUGAUGGAAGCAAUGACUGAUUUCUCUGCAGUUGACUCUGAUGAUCUUGUGGAAGUUCUUGACGGCUAUGGCUGUAGAAGGAAAAUCACAGCGGAGACUAGAGAGAAUACCCUACCAGAAAUCCAGAGGUCUUCACACUAG